CAGAGUGGACAGUGAGAAAGAGACAGAGAGAAAGGUCUUCCUUUUGCUGUUGGUUCACCCUCCAAUGACCGCUGCGGCCGGCGCACUGUGGCUGGCGCACCGUGCUGAUCUGAAGGCAGGAGCCAGGUGCUUCUCCUGGUCUCCCAUGUUUUAAUUUCCACCAUGGCCAUCACUCAGUUUCGGUUAUUUAAAGUUUGUACCUGCCUAGCAACAGUAUUCUCAUUCCUAAAGAGAUUAAUAUGCAGAUCUGGCAGAGGAAGGAAAUUAAGUGGAGACCAAAUAACUUUACCAACUACAGUUGACUAUUCAUCAGUUCCUAAGCAGACAGAUGUUGAAGAGUGGACUUCCUGGGAUGAAGAUGCACCUACAAGUGUAAAAAUUGAAGGAGGGAAUGGGAAUGUGUCAACACAGCAAAAUGCAUUGGAACAACUGGAACCUGACUAUUUUAAAGACAUGACACCAACUAUAAGGAAAACUCAGAAAAUUGUUAUUAAGAAAAGAGAACCAUUGAAUUUUGGCAUCCCAGACGGUAGCACAGGUUUCUCUAGUAGAUUAGCAGCUACACAGGAUAUGCCUUUUAUUCAUCAAUCUUCUGAAUUAGGUGAUUUAGAUACCUGGCAAGAAAAUACCAAUGCAUGGGAAGAAGAGGAAGAUGCGGCAUGGCAAGCAGAAGAAGUUCUGAGGCAGCAGAAAAUAGCAGACAGAGAAAAGAGAGCAGCAGAACAACAAAGGAAGAAAAUGGAAAAGGAAGCACAGCGGCUAAUGAAAAAGGAACAAAACAAAAUUGGUGUGAAACUUUCAUAACAACUGUUCUUCAGACGUCAUAGUGCCAGUAGGAGAAAUCGGCUCCACAGCCUGGGCAGCAUUUGUAUGGGUUUAAAAGUAUUUUCAGAAUACAGAUACAUUGCUUGAUUUUAAUGCAUCCAUCAGGACACCCAAGAUUCUCCCAAAGUACCUUGAAGUCAGUGAUUGAGACUCACAAGAACAAAAGAGACUUAUGAGAUAAUAUUUUCUUCAACAUGCUCCAAAUAUAAGACAGUUGUUUGCUGUAGAGAAAUUAUUACAAAUGGAAUGUAUCAGUACCUCUCAAGCUAGUGUGUCUAGCUAAAUGGGUGUAAAUAAUUUGAUGGUGGAAAAGAACUCUGCUGUCUAUUAUGCUUCCCUUCAGUGUGCAUAAGUAUAAAAUAAAUAAUUUUAAUAUUCUUUUGUUUCCAUGAUUACCUGUCCUAAAUUAGACAAAUUGUAGGGCUUUAGCUUUCUUAUUUUUGUUUUUAGGAGCUGGUAUUGGCAUAUAUUUCCUCUAAUUUGAGUUAGUAUUAUUCAUGUUUGAUAUAACAUUAAGGAUUUGAUGAUUUUGGUUUUCAAGAAAAAUGACAUUAAAUGCAAUAAUUUUAUUUAUAAAGAUUUUGUACAUCAUUAUUUUCUUUUGAAUGGAGUUAUAAUGUUAUACAUAUUUGUAAUUUAUAUUGCAUGUGUAAACAUUGAAAAUCAGCUAAGAUAGUAAAUUCGUUUUAACUUAUUUUAACUUUUGAGUUUUAAGAACUAGUAUUAGUUGUUUAUCCCUUUCAUUAUAGGCUUUAAAAUGUAAUGUCUUUAAAUACUUUAGCUGUCCCCUUUGCCUCCACUCAGUAGCCAGUAAUUUACAAUGCAGAAAGCCCACAGUUCUAACAUUUCAAAACUUUUAGCUGAUUUCUGUAUCCAUUUUAUAUGUCUGACAUAAUGCAGGUUAUCUGUGUUUUUGGCUAAGGUAACAGCUAGGUAUUAGUUCAUUAAAUUCUAAACCAAGCAAGGAAAAAUCUUUUAUUUGUGGUGUUGAUUGGCUUGUCUUAAAGAAAUAAUUGUAUACUGUGUCCAUAGAGAAGGGAAAAAGAACCAGAUUUGAUAGUUUAAAAUUGCCAUUAACUUUUUGUCACAAUUGAAAUCCAUACAGUCUGAUUUUCUAUGGCUUUAAAAUUUUUAAUGAUUUUUACUUUCUUAAAAGCUGCUGCCCAGAAUUAACAUUUUGUUGGGUUUUAAAGUGUCUUUGGGCCAAACAUUGCAAAUAUAUUUGAACUAAAGUAAUGUUUCAUACUAAAAUCAUAAACUCUAUGAUGAGAACUCUUUAAGUCCUUAACCUAUGCUUCCAGACUAAAUCCAAUUGUAGAAUCAGUUGACUUUAACUUUGGUACAAACUUGCUAUAUCCCCAAACCAGGUUUUCAGUUAUCAUGUGUGUCAGUUACUGCCAGUAAACUCCCAAUUAAAUACAAUUACACUUUUUAAUUAUAAGUGUAUUCUUUUCCCUCCUUUUUUUUUUUUUUUUUGUUUUUAGUUAUUAUGGAGUACCACACAGUUUCUCUAAAUCGGGGUUCAUAAAGGAUAACCUCCUUUCCUAUAAUAACAUUUACUGCUUUUCCCCAAUGGGUGAAAAGUAUUGAAAUCUCCUUUAGUUACAGUUUCACAUGGAUAAGGUUUUGUUUUUAGGUUUGGUUCCUUGGUUUUUGGUUAUUCAGAAAUACAGGCUGAUUAAAAGAGUUUAUGCGACUAAUUAAGAGGACAGUUAUUUUGUGGAAAGAAUAAAUAAAUAUGGAUUUUUUUUUUUUUACUCUCUUGAUGUGUAACUGAAAUUCUUGUAUUAAAUUGAGUAUAUAUCAUGGUCCCCAAAGAAGUCAUUGAGUUAAAUACACCCUGUAAAUAUUC
Molecule: messenger RNA, 2677 nt
Organism: Lepus europaeus (European hare)
Lineage: Eukaryota; Metazoa; Chordata; Mammalia; Lagomorpha; Leporidae
Gene: EBAG9
Product: estrogen receptor binding site associated antigen 9
Exons: 7
Coding region: 163-804 (213 amino acids)
Cellular component (GO): secretory granule
Source: RefSeq, a predicted model, not a curated record